GAGAUCCCCGAUAUCUCACCCAAUCAAACUCACCUGUGUUCACUUAUUAUUCGAGUUGACGGAAUGGCACACUAGUACACAAACACAUGACAAUGAUUUGUUUAUAAUAAAAGCUACAGUAAAAGACUAGUCAUGGUUAACCAACCAUUAUUACAUGUACUUGCUCAGCUAAGCAACACUACAUCAGUCGAGGUGUCUUUAGCUCUCAGCGUUGAGUCGAGAAAAGGCAUUCAAAUCCUAAGCAUCAUCUUCAUGAUCUUGUCACAAGGUGGGUUUGGAUUGCUUUACUCUGGUUUAUCCCGUGCCAGAAAUGCAUUGACACCAUACAUUGCUGUUUUUAUCAACAUGUUCAUAGUUUUGUUUUGUGUAUGGGGUGUCGGUUACACCUUUGCAUGGAUGUCAGGCAAUAAGUUCAUUGGCCAUAGGAGGAAAUGGUUUGGAUCAGAAAUGGUUUCCACAGAUUACAUUCCUUGGGCACUACAUGCCUGCUAUACGAUGUUUGUUGUUAAUAUAUCAUGCGGAGGAAUCAUUGAACGAGGAAGACCAAUCACAUACUUCGUGUUAUCACUGUUUCUUGCCUUUUUCAUUCAUCCAGUCGUUGUUCAUUGGGCUUGGGACGAGGAAGGAUGGUUACAAACAGUUCAUUUACGAGACAAAGCAGAUGUAGUUUUCAAGGACGUAGGUGGUAGCUGUGUUAUACAUGUAGCUGGUGGAAUAUCUGGAUUUGUUGGCGCCAUGAUCUGUAGACCACGACAAGAAAGAACCAGAAAAAAGUCUGCCUUUAAAAUUUUGCAUUCACAUUCAGCUCCGAUGACAGGCUUUGGUGGUAUAGUUAUAUACUGUGGUUUGAUAACAUUGCAGCUAACCAGAGUCAUUGCAACCAAUAGUCAGGCCAAUUCAGACAUGUUAGCUAUUGUUAUCAUCAAUAAUUUUCUCGCUAGCUUAGGAUCUACAUUUGUGGUUUUUCUGCUGGCUUGUGCAUUAAAUAACCUAAAUCAAAGUUCGUCGAAAAGGAAAUUCCACUGGCCAAUGAUACAAGCUGUCGUCAAUGCUGCAUUAGUUGGUUCUGUGUCGGUUGCCGCUGGGUGUGAUAGUUACUACCCUUAUAUAUCAUUCGUUGUUGGUUUGAUAGGAGGUCUUGUCUAUAUGUUCUACAGCUUUGUGGUGUACCUUUGUAUGGUUGACGAUCCAGCAGAGACAUUUGCAGUCCAUUUUGGUCCAGGCUUUUGGGGAGUGUUAGCCGCUGCGAUCUUUUCUCGGACAUAUGGUGCAGCUUAUCAGACUAAAGUAAACGGGACUUACGAAGAGACACCUUACCUUAUAUUUGCAUGGAAUUUGAUUGGUGCGAUAGUUAUAACGGCAUGGUGUUUUGUGUUAGUUCUAAUUAUUCUCCUGAUUGUGCUGUUAAGUGGGAAACUGAGAGUAAAAAAGGAUAUAGAAUGUGAAGGCGUUGAUGCAGAUGCUUUUCAAGAAUUUGCUUAUCCCAUCGAAGCUUGGAAAAGAGCACCAUUUGAAGAAAAGUUCCAAUUUCAGGACGAUGUGUCUGUCGCCAGUGAGAAGCCUUCAAUUCCGCAAACCGAGCAUACCCGUGAUUGUUGUCGAUACUGUCCAGAACAUGAUGGCCGUUAUAGACCAGUACCUCCUUACUUUCCAGAACAGGACGAUCGUUCUCGAACACAACCUCCUAGGUACUGGCCAGAGCAAUAUUUCAACUCAUAUCGUCCUAACUAUUUUAUGGCACCAAGAGCUAAACUAGUUAGACCUCCAUAUGGUAGUAUAUACAAAAUAUAAAAAACUGUUCUAUGACUGUAUCAAUGAAUUUAAGCAACAUGUAAUGAGUGCUAUAUUUACUAAUUUACAUUUACAUUUAUUCACUACAUACAUUGUAUUUUUCGACUUUCAUGAAAAUUAAUAUUAUUAUUUUGAAUAAAUAAUGAUUUACGAACUGU
Molecule: messenger RNA, 1949 nt
Organism: Mytilus trossulus (common blue mussel)
Lineage: Eukaryota; Metazoa; Mollusca; Bivalvia; Mytilida; Mytilidae
Product: putative ammonium transporter 1
Exons: 13
Coding region: 133-1791 (552 amino acids)
Biological process (GO): ammonium transmembrane transport; ammonium homeostasis
Cellular component (GO): plasma membrane
Molecular function (GO): ammonium channel activity
Source: RefSeq, a predicted model, not a curated record